Messenger RNA from Prorocentrum cordatum, 4287 nucleotides. The record is from the annotation of a GenBank genome assembly. Lineage: Eukaryota; Dinophyceae; Prorocentrales; Prorocentraceae.
AUGGGCGCCCUGUGGCCGGCGUCCGGUCCGUGGGCUGCCUCGGUCGCGAUCGCUUGGCUCACGCAGUGCCCCGCUUGCCCAGAGGCGCGGGUCACGUGCGGGAGCUGCCCCGCGUGCCCGCCGUCGCCGGCGGUCACUUGCGGGUCCUGCCCUGGCUGUCUUGACUGCCCGACCUGCAGCCUGGCCUGCGGUGCGGGCCCGGGCUGGUGGGGGGUGGGCGCCGCCCUGGCCGCCGGCCUGCUGCUCGGCUUCGGUGGCGUCGGGCUGCUGCGGGCUGCUGUCUGGUUCGCCGCGCGAGCGGCGGGGCUCGUCACCGCCCGCGCCGAGGGCAGCUCGACCGUCACGCUGGUGGUCGACGAUUCGGAGGCGACCGACGUCCCGAUUGGGGGGGUGCUCGUGCUCGACCUCAGCGAGCACCUGGUCGUCGCGCUGCGCCGCGCGUCGGCCUUCCAUGCCAAGGACAUCGAGGCGCUCUGGGUGGACGCGCGUGGGCUCGCCAUCGUGAUGGGCGUGAGCGCCCCCGCGGCUCCGCCCGGGGCUACCGCGCCGCGGUGGAUCGUCUCGGACCCAGGCUCUCCCGACUUCGGCAAAGAGCUCGACCUACAGAUGUCGGGCAAUCCAGAGCGGUUGGUGUAUCGCGACGCCGUCGGCAUUGCGAUGGUCAGCGAGGAGGAGGGAUGUGUCUUGGUGGAGAACGUCCAGGAGGCCGACGAGGAGGACUGGCGCGCAGAGAAGGGGCGGGGGCCGGGACGGGAUCCUCGCAUCUCGCCGCUCUCGCGACGCGGGCCAGGCCAUCAGGCCAUGCUCUCGGACGCGCUAGGCAGGAAGAGCUCACUCGAGAUCUCCGACUGGACUUCCCACGGGCCGAAGGCCCUCCCCGAGCUGCCGUUUGCGGUGGUGGCGAUCGGGCUCACGCUCACGUCGUACUGGGGGUUCUGGGUCUCGGAGUUGGGUGUCUCGCGGAACGCGGGCGUCUCGCAGGAGAUGCGGCACCUCCUGAAUGUGCUGCGCCAUGCCGUGACCUUCGACCUUUCGGACACAUCGAAGCUGGCUUCGUUCGAGUUGGUGGGGCGCCGUGUGCUUCAGAUUCAGCGCGCGGUGAAGCGGUGCCCCCGUCACCUGAGCCUCGAGGGCCUGGACCUGAUGUUGCGCAGCUCCUUGGACGAGAGCGGCAGGGUGGUGACCUCGAAGUUCGAUGCCUUCGUGGCCGAGGAGCAGCGUGCCCAGGGGGUCAUUCUCAAGCAGGGGCGGCUGUGCCGCGAGGAGCAGGAAUCGGAUGCGAAAAAGUACGACAGCUUGGGCGACGAUCGGAGGCCCCCGAAGCUGGGCCCGAAGGCCAAGGCGAAGCCGAAUGGCCAGGGGUCUGGGAAGGAUCAGGCCGCGGGAGCGCUCAGUGCUCUGGUGGCCGCGCGGGCCGGGGGGCGUCUCGACCCUCGAGCGGCCUGCGAGCAGAGGCCGUCGACCGCUCAGGAGUCGGUCAUGAAGUGGGUCCGACGUCGCGUCCGCGGCUUCGGCGAGCGCCCGAAGGACUCAACUGGAGCCCUGCAGGAGCUCUGGAAGUACAGGGUGCUCGACCGCUUCGACUCGGACGUGGCGCGGCCCGUCGCCGCCAUUCCUGAGGAGGAGGACAUGGUCGAGCCGUGCUUCUCGGCCCUGCGGCUGGGGCUCAGCGUGCUCGGUGCCUGCCGCGCUUUCAUCGGCGACGGCGAGCUGGCGCCUGUAGCCCGACUGCCUCCAGAUGUGCUUGGGGAGCUCGCUGCGGCAGCGGGCCUCGUCCUCUUGGGGGCGGUCGACCCCUGCUGCGUGCCGUCUGACGUCGCCUUCACCACCGACAGCUCGCCACGGGGCCACGCGGCGCGCGAGGCGAGGCUGGGGCCUUGGGAGGUGCUGGCGACCACCCGGUUGCACCCGGCGACGAGCUCUACGGGCCGGGCCGCUGGCUUCACCGACCCGUCGGAGCCGCUGCCGCUGCGGGCCCCGCCGAAGCCGCGCCGCGCCGUGGCGAAGCGGCGGCGAGUGGGGCUGGAAAUCGGGGUGCCGCCCGAGCCGCUGGCGGACGCGCUGCUGGACCCUGGCCGCUGGGCCGAGCGGCGGGGGGGUGCCUGGUGGCGCCCGGGGCGGAUCCCCGCCCUUGAGGCCCGCGCCGCGUUCGCGCCGCAUUGGAGGGCCGCCGCCGACGUGGCCUUCCACGGCAAGGAGAUUCUAAGCCUAUGUGGCAACCUGUCGUCGGCCCUCGCCUUUGAGAUGGGUGUCGCCACCAACUCUGAGUUGCCGGCGCAGUGCAGACGCGCUGCGGCGGUGCGCCUCGGGCGCGAGAUUCGCUGGCGCCCCGGGAUCGGAGUCAGCCAGUUCGAGAUAUUCAGGCUCGGGUCGACGACGAGCUACAUGGUGGGCAUCGCAGAGCACGCGAUAACGGGCUACCCAGAUGUUGCCGAUGCGACGGGGUUCAAGGGGGCCUUGGAGGCUAUGCACUUUCAGGAGAUCCCAGAGGCCUUCUUGGUAAAGUUCUUCAACCACCUGUGGGUCCUCGACAGUGCCCCCUCGGGCGUCUGGGGCAGAGUGGCGGUCUACAUGGAGGGCCCGCAGAAGGUCCUGUACCACGCGGGGUUCUUGGGCAUCAUCAUGGCCCCUUUGAGGGCCGCGGGAGUGUCUCAGGGCCUUCAGGGUUUCGACCGCCUCGCAAGCGCUCUUGGAGUUCUUUUUGCGGGGGCUUCUCACCUUACUGGGGCGCUCCACGAGCGUGGCUCUCGGGUUAUGGCUCCUAUGGGCUACAAGUUCGGGCCCCGCUGUGACCUCGCAAACCGCGGAGUUCAGCUUCCGGUGCUGCACUGGCUCAAGUCUGGCGAGCUCUGGUGGGUCCAUCUGGGUCUGCCCUUCACGCGGCGGGCCCCCGUCGGCGGGGGUCGAGGGCCUCUGCCAGCGGACAAGACAUUGGUGGCCUUGUCCGUGCGCGUCAUCUGGCUGUGUCGUUCGCUGUGCGUCUACGUGUCGUUCGAGAACCCUCCCGCCAGCCGAGCGUGGCGCUGGCCGGCGCUGGAGCGCAUUGCUUGGCCGAGGGUGUGCCCCGACGCCCCGCGGGGCGCUUUUGGCCGCGCGACUCGGGAUGACCUCCAGGUCAGGGCCCACGCGCUGGCGAGCCCGGCAGGCCAAGCGGCUGCGCGGCGCCGCUGGAUCGGCUUCGGGCCCCGGGGCGGGCUGCCCUUGCUGCUGCCGCGGGCGCCGGCCGUGCUGCUGCACAGGCGCGACGCUCGUCGAGCUGGCGACCGCGGGCGGCCGGCGCGAGUGACGCUGCAGACGCGCCCGCUGCUGCGAGGUGUGCCCGCGCCGGCCGCGGCCUCCGCGGCCGGCGCGACGCGGCGCCGGGCGAUUACCUGCGCCUGGCGAGCCUGCGGCCUGCCGCGCUCGUCAAGCUACCUGCGCCUGGCGAGCGUGUCCAGCUGCCGCCCCGCUGUCGUCGAGCUCGCCGAGUAUGCCGAGCGACAGCUGUUGCUCGACGCGCCCGAAUCGUCCCACGAGACUCUCAACCUUUACUUCGAAGAUCUGUUCUUCGCGGGUGAGCCGCAGCGCGUGGGAGGGAUGGCGCUCUGCGGCCACGGGGCCCUGAGCAACGUCGUGGAGGUCCACACACCCGACAGCACCCCGCCGGUGAUCGAGAUCGUGGGCAUGCUGGCGGGGGACCAGACCAUUGACGUGAACGUGAGCCUCCGCGACCCAGGCUCGGCGUACCCGGCGGAGGUGAGCUGCGGUGUGACCAUCGACGGCACGACCCCUCCCGACCACGAGCAGUACUUCAUUCACCGCUACUGGCGUAUGAGGCUGACCGAGCCCGCGGCCGCGUCCGUCCGCGCGGCGCUCGACCUCGCCAACGCCACGGUGGCGCACAGCAACCUGGGCGCCGCGGGCCCCGACGUGGCGUCGCCGCCGUCGCUGAGAUUCUCUGGCGUUGGCGCGACGUACGACGGCAAGAAGGUCGAUUUGGUGGUCGAGGCAACCAGCGCGUACGCGUCCGAGGACACGGCGUUCAACGGCCUUAGCGAGGGCAGCAUGGGCAGCAUCAACUUGGCCGAGUGCAACAGCGUUGACCUGACCUUCACGCUGCUCGACGCCGACAGCGGCGACCCUGCCGCGGUCGGCUCCUUUGACGUCUGGUUCCUGGACAUCGACACAGAAGGAGUGCUGGCGAUGGCUCCAACCCCUGACCGUCUCGCCACCGGCGGACCCGAGACGGCCACGCUGCCCAGCCACCACAACGCUGGCAUUGACGGAGUGGCUGUGGGCAUCGCCUGA